AUGCCGAAUCCCGGGGAGCACAUCGCCAUCAACGAAGUUACGGCUACAGCAGAAAUGAAAAAGUCCGUGACCGGAGAAACCGUAAUUGUAUUUGAUCCCCCAUACGCUAUGGUUCUCUUUGCAGAAGGAAUAAACAGGCGCAACCCCGAGCUCAAAUUUCCCGAAAAUGAGCCCGCGGGCGACUGGUUGGUGACAUACAACCUCAACAAGUCCUUGACGACGAGGGGGCGCGCACACCAAUGCCAUCGGCAUAUGCCACCCGAGCUGCUGGAGGAAGGUCGACGAACCAAAGGAGGAUGGAGAGACGGACGCCAGCUACUUUCAGAGGAUGGACAAAUUGCAUUGGGGUCUGAUUAG
Messenger RNA from Talaromyces stipitatus ATCC 10500, 357 nucleotides. RefSeq lists its product as uncharacterized. The record is from RefSeq and is a predicted model, not a curated record. The coding region runs from base 1 to 357 and encodes 118 amino acids. The transcript is spliced from 2 exons. Lineage: Eukaryota; Fungi; Ascomycota; Eurotiomycetes; Eurotiales; Trichocomaceae.